UUUCUUUCUAAAAAUUCUAAUUAUUCUAAAUUAGACAGAAUUUAAAAAUACCUGAUGUACUCUUACAAAAAUAAAAUUUUAAUUCAGUUCAGUCUUCAUUGUGAUCUAGAAUUUUUCUGUUACUAAUAGUAUCACAUAAACAGCAAAGAAAAUUGUAUUAAUAUGUCUCGAUUAGGUGCACUGCAUUUAACAAAAAACACAGGCGCAAAACAUACAGCCACGGUUAUAUUUUUUCAUGGAUCAGGAGCUGCUGGUGACCACAUGAAGGAAUGGGUACAUUUAUUAACAAAAAAUUUUACUUUUCCACAUAUAAAGAUCUUGUAUCCUACAGCCCCACUGCAGCCUUACACGCCAGCAGGAGGGCUCAUGAGUAAUGUUUGGUUUGACCGUAUAGACAUAGAUCCAAGAGCUCCUGAAGCAUUGGACUCUUUAAAAAAAAUUGAGAUGGAUGUUAAAAGCCUUAUUAAAAGUGAAAAUGAUGCUGGUAUACCAAACACUCGAAUUAUUGUAGGUGGUUUCUCAAUGGGUGGUGCACUGGCGUUACAUACAGCGUACAGAUGGGAGCCAACUCUGGCUGGAGUGUUUGCAUUUAGUUCAUUUUUGAAUGAUAAUUCUAUAGUUUAUCAAGAUCUUCAAAAAUCUACUAAUAACGUACCACUUCUUCAAAUUCAUGGUGAUAUUGACGAUCUAGUGGAUUUGUCUUGGGGCCAGUCAACGUUUAAAGAAUUGCAAGCACUUGGAGUUCAAGGAGAAUUUCAUAUAAUGGACAGAUUAGGACACUCUCUAAAUAAGAAAGGCUUAAAUAUUAUUAAAGAUUGGGUGGAAAGACUCUUACCAGAAGUACAUUAAUUUUAAAAUGAUAAUAAUAUUGGUUUUAGCUCUGUACAUACUUGAAUAUUUUAAGUAGGUAGCACAAAUUUUGUUAAAAAUAUUGGGGUAUGGGGUCAUAUAUAUGGAUAAAUGAAUAAAUUAUA
Molecule: messenger RNA, 974 nt
Organism: Pararge aegeria (speckled wood butterfly)
Lineage: Eukaryota; Metazoa; Arthropoda; Insecta; Lepidoptera; Nymphalidae
Product: lysophospholipase-like protein 1
Exons: 4
Coding region: 163-849 (228 amino acids)
Biological process (GO): protein depalmitoylation
Cellular component (GO): cytoplasm
Molecular function (GO): palmitoyl-(protein) hydrolase activity; carboxylic ester hydrolase activity
Source: RefSeq, a predicted model, not a curated record